This is a messenger RNA of Penicillium cataractarum, 3282 nucleotides long. Its product is annotated as putative nicotinamide nucleotide transhydrogenase. Bases 1 to 3282 code for a protein of 1093 amino acids. Gene Ontology annotation, cellular component: mitochondrial inner membrane. The transcript has 5 exons. Lineage: Eukaryota; Fungi; Ascomycota; Eurotiomycetes; Eurotiales; Aspergillaceae. Gene Ontology annotation, molecular function: NAD binding; NADP binding. Gene Ontology annotation, biological process: proton transmembrane transport; NADPH regeneration. The record is from RefSeq and is a predicted model, not a curated record.
AUGAGUGUCCCGCUAUCCCUGCGGUCGGCACUGGGACCGUGUCUCGCAGUUACCAGUGCACGCGCGGGGAAGUUCGUCUUGUCGACCCAGUCCGUCUCUCAAAUUCGCCGGUUUACUAUCCUCACCUCUUCGCAGAAGAGACGGUCGCUUCCUCAACUCCAACCCCAAUGGUCUCAUGUCUCAAAGAGAACUGCUACAACUGCUCCUCCUCCGACCUCGGAGCCCGUCUCGGCUACACCAUACUCUGCAUUGACUGUGGGUGUGCCUCGCGAAAUAGCUCCGAAUGAGCGCCGUGUGGCCAUUACACCACAAAAUGUUACCAUGCUCCUGAAGAAGGGCUUCUCGCGCGUGCUCAUCGAACGUGGAGCCGGCGAGGGCGCCCAAUUACUCGACCAUGUCUACGAAAAAGCCGGUGCGACAAUCGUCGACCGGGACACGAUCUAUUCCGAAAGUGACAUUGUCCUCAAAGUCCGAGGUCCACAAAUCGACGGGCCCUUCAAUGAGGUGCAGGCUCUUCGCAAAGGCUCCACGGUAAUCUCGUUCUUGUACCCGGCUCAGAAUAAAUCCGUCGUGGAUGCGCUCGCGGAGCGCGGUGUCACCGCGUUCGCGAUGGACCGGAUCCCGCGAAUUUCUCGUGCCCAGGUUUUCGACGCCCUUAGUUCGAUGGCCAAUAUUGCUGGAUACAAAGCUGUUCUAGAAGCAUCGAAUCAUUUUGGGCGCUUCUUGACUGGGCAGGUGACUGCUGCUGGAAAAAUUCCUCCGAGUAAAGUUCUCGUCAUCGGAGCGGGUGUGGCCGGUUUGAGUGCCAUAGCCUCGGCUCGGCGGAUGGGCGCCAUUGUUCGUGGCUUCGAUACUCGACCCGCUGUUCGUGAACAGGUUCAAUCUCUCGGUGCCGAAUUCAUCGAAGUCGAUUUUCAAGAAGAUGGAGCUGGGCAGGGCGGUUACGCCAAGGAGAUGUCCAAAGAGUUCAUCGAGGCCGAGAUGAAAUUGUUCAUGGAACAGGCUCGCGAGGUCGAUAUCAUUAUCACCACCGCUUUGAUUCCCGGAAAGCCUGCUCCGAAACUGAUUACCAAGGAAAUGGUCGCUGCGAUGAAACCCGGCUCGGUCAUUGUGGAUCUUGCGGCUGAAGCUGGUGGAAACUGUGAGGCGACUAUCCCCGGAGAGCUGGCUAGCUACAAGGAUGUCACGAUCAUUGGCUACACUGAUUUGCCCUCUCGCCUGCCCACUCAGUCCUCGACCUUGUAUUCGAAUAACAUUGUCAAGCUGCUGUUGUCUAUGACCCCCAAGGACAAGUCAUUUGGCAUUGAUUUCAAUGACGAAGUAGUCCGGGGGUCCAUCGUGACUCUUGAUGGUGAAGUCGUUCCUCCAGCUGCACCACCCGCUCCACCUCCAACUCCGAAGCCGGAAGCUCAAGUAGCUGCUAAGAAGGAAGAAGAGCUUGCUUUGACUCCUUGGCAGAAGGUUACUCGUGAUGUCACUUUGGUCACUGGUGCCAUGGGCACUACCCUCGCUCUCGGCAAGGCCACCGGCCCUAUCUUCAUGAGUAACAUGAUGACCUUUGGUCUGGCUGGUCUGGUUGGAUACCGUGCUGUCUGGGGUGUUGCUCCGGCUCUUCACUCACCUCUCAUGAGUGUCACCAAUGCAAUCUCGGGCAUGGUCGGUAUCGGCGGUCUUUUCAUCAUGGGUGGAGGCUUCACCCCCACCACUCUUCCAGAGUAUCUCGGUGCUGCUUCAGUUCUCUUGGCCUUUGUCAAUGUGUCUGGUGGCUUCGUGGUGACGAAGCGCAUGUUGGAUAUGUUCAAGCGGCCAACCGAUCCUCCCGAGUAUCCUUGGUUGUAUGCAAUCCCCGGUGUCUUGUUCGGUGGCGGUUUCCUCGCUGCUGCAAGCACGGGAAUGUCUGGUCUAGUUCAGGCAGGAUAUCUUGUUAGCACGAUCUUGUGUAUGAGCUCGAUCUCAGGUCUGGCCUCACAGCAAACUGCCCGACGUGGAAACAUCUUUGGUAUUUUGGGUGUUGUGUCUGGUAUUCUGGCUUCGCUGGCUGCAGUGGGCUUUGAUACUGAGACACUCACCCAGUUUGCUGUCGUGGCGGGUACUGGCGCACUCGUGGGAGGAUUGAUCGGUCGUCGCAUUACCCCUACUGGCCUUCCUCAGACCGUUGCCGCUCUCCACUCGGUGGUCGGUCUCGCAGCCGUCCUGACUAGCAUUGGUAGUGUCUUGGUUGACGUCGGCGACAUCUCGACCCUUCAUCUGGUGACCGCGUACAUGGGUGUCCUCAUCGGUGGCGUAACCUUUACCGGCUCCAUCGUCGCUUUCAUGAAGCUGGCUGGCCGUAUGUCUUCUAGUCCAUUGAUUUUGCCCGGUCGACAUGUCAUCAACUCGACGCUGCUGGGUAGCAACAUUGCAACCAUGGGAGCGUUUGUUACCAUGGCGCCCGGAAACCCAGGUAUCGCAGCGGCCUGUCUUGGUGCAAACACUGUUCUCAGUUUCCUCAAGGGUUAUACCACAACAUCUGCCAUCGGUGGCGCCGACAUGCCCGUCGUCAUCACCGUGCUGAAUGCUUACUCGGGCUUUGCACUCGUGGCCGAAGGAUUGAUGCUCAACAACCCGCUCCUCACCAGUGUCGGCUCCCUGAUCGGUGUCAGUGGUUCCAUUCUUUCGUAUAUCAUGUGUGUAGCCAUGAACCGGUCUCUCACAAACGUUCUCUUCGGUGGUCUUUCCGCGCCUGCUCAAACUCAGAAGAAGAUCGAGGGCGAAGUCACGCAGACUAGCAUCGAUGAUACUGUAGAGGCUCUCUCCAGCGCAGAGAGCGUCAUCAUCAUCGUUGGCUAUGGCAUGGCCGUUGCCAAGGCUCAAUAUGCUCUCGCCGAAAUCGUCUCCAUGCUCCGCGCCCGCGGUGUCAGCGUCCGCUUCGCGAUCCACCCCGUCGCCGGCCGUAUGCCCGGUCAGUGCAACGUUCUCUUGGCUGAGGCGUCAGUGCCGUAUGACAUCGUUCUGGAAAUGGACGAGAUCAACGACGACUUCGCCGACACGGACGUCACCCUCGUUAUCGGUGCCAACGACACCGUUAACCCCAUUGCAAUGGAACCCGACUCCGCCAUUUCUGGAAUGCCCGUUCUGCACGCGUGGAAGAGUAAGGAAGUGAUUGUCAUGAAGCGGGGCAUGUCAAGUGGAUACGCGGACGUACCAAACCCCAUGUUCUAUAUGCCCGGAACACGGAUGUUAUUCGGGGACGCGAAGACUUCUUGCGAUGCUAUCAAAGCCGCCCUGGAGGCGCGGAAGUAG